This is a messenger RNA of Tetrahymena thermophila SB210, 4263 nucleotides long. RefSeq lists its product as hypothetical. The record is from RefSeq and is a predicted model, not a curated record. The transcript has 4 exons. NCBI's taxonomy places the organism in Eukaryota, Ciliophora, Oligohymenophorea, Hymenostomatida, Tetrahymenidae.
AUGAUAAAUAAUUAGAAUUAGUUUUAAAUUGAACCAACUGUUCAUCAUCCAAAUGGAGAAUAUUAAAAUUAUAAAAGAUUAGAUCCUCACCUAAAGAGUGAUACCUCUAGUCCUUUUCAAGCUUCUACACCCAGAAUUUAAUAUAGCAAUAGAGACGAUUCUCCUGUGAUAAAAUUUUUUAAUUCAAAAUAAGUAAUUCCAAACAGCAAUCUUCAAAUAGCUUCAUAAUAAUAAUACCCUUCUUAUAAUCAGUAGCAUGAAGAUUUUAAUGGUUCUUACAAUUAAGUCUAUUAUUAGCAAACUCCAGUUUAAUAAAAUAUAAAUUAGGUCAAUAAAAAUCCAUUAGGUAAAAUUUAAUUGCUUAAAGUCAGUGAUUAAUACGCACAACAACAAGUCCAUAAUAAUUUAAGCUAAAGUAAUCCUUAAUAGAAAGAACAACUAAGCAUGAAUGAAGUAGAAAAAAUAAACAAUGUAAUAAAAGGCGAUGAACUUUCUCCAUUAAAUAUGAAUGCAUUAUAAGAAAGACCAGAUAAAAAUCAAAAAAGAGAACGCAAUCAUUCCUUGCCCUUAUAGUUAGCACAAUACAUGAAACCAAGUAUUUUGCUUGAAAAAAUAACCAAUACAUUCAAAAACAAAAGUCCUCAGAGUGCUUUAUAAAAUAAGGAAUAAGAUAUUUAAAACAAUUACUUUAAUCAUACUAUGCCAUAAGCAGGUGUUUAAAAGAUUCCUUUUGAUGAAUAAAGCUAGCUCUCUGCUAGAUAGAAUAAAAUUAAUCCUUAAAUAUUUUCUCCAAAAGUAAGGAUUUUGUAAAGAGAGAUGCCUUUACAAGAACAAGUAAAUAAUUACUAAUAAACAGAACCUAGACAAACUCGUUACUCAGCUAGCUAUUUAUAGAAUAAUGUUAUGAACAGUGCAUCUCCUAAUUCUAAAGUGUAUAUUAGAACUGAUAUUUCUCCUUAACAGUAAUAAGUUUAAUCAAGUAGAUAAUACAUAUAGUAACCUUAGUAUAUUCUUAGAUCUACACUACCGUUAAAUGCAUCAGCAGAUUAUAGCCUUUCUAAUUAAACUAAUAUGUAAAACUAGUCAGGAUUUAUAACAGAUAGAAAUAAUUCUAUUUCUUCUUAAGAUUUAUCAAGAUAAAUGGUUUAUACUCCUCAUCAUAAACCUAUAUUCUAAUAACCUUUUCCUAUCCAAAGAAUUUAAUAAUAAAGAUAAUCAGUACAGUAUGCACCAUAGUAUCGUUAGAGUAUUUCUCAUAUUGGAGAAGUUCAUGGAAAUGAAUUUAGUGCAGUAAAUAGAAGCUUAAAUUAAUUACCAAAUUAAAACAACAUCAACAGCUAAGGGAGAAAUAUAAAAAUAAUUCAAAAUGGCAUUCCAAACUAAAUAAAUUAGCCCUACAAUUUUCUGUAAAGUUCUUAACCUCAAUAAAUUUAAAUAUAUCAAAAUCAGCAGAAUCAUCAUGGUUUUCCUUAAAAAAUGUUUAGCUAACAUUCUUCAUUUAGAUAGUAUGAUGCACCUGAAAAUAGUCAACUCAUAGAAAAUUAGAAAAAGAUAGAAUAAAAUCUAAAUAAAGCUAUUAAUUAAAGGUAUUAAUAAAACUAAUAAGACUAAGCAGGUCAUAUAAGCAACUAAACCAAUUUAAGCAACGAAAAAUAAGUACCUAUUUCUAAAAAUAAUAAUAUAAAUUAAGCAUCUCCUAAUGCUUGGAAUAAUAACCAAGCAUAGCACCAAAGUAUCAGAAAUUAGAAUUUAAGAGCAAGCGGGUAAUUUUCAUUUUUAGAUAACCACAACUCCAAGGAUAGUGAUAGGUCUUAUCAAAAAGAAGUAUAAAGUAUAGAUAGCAAAGAAAACGAACUUAAUUAAGCUAUCUCUGCUAUACAAAAACUGACAAAUGAAAAAUAUCAAUUAAUAAAUUAAGUUGAGCAACUUACUAAUGAACUAAGUGAAUAAGCAUAAUUGUAAUUAAAAUACUAACAAUAAAUUAACUAAUUAUAAUCUGAAAUUGAUUAAAGCAAAACUUAAAUAUAAGAAUAAAUUCAUAAUUUAAAGAUGGAAUUAGAAAAUGAGAAAUUGCUAAGAUAGAAUGAAGCUGUUAUUUACAAUUAAAAAAUAAAUAACGAAUAACAAAUUAUAAUUAAUUUACAAUAAAAGAACGAAGAACUACAAAAAACUCUUGCAUAGAGAAGCACUAACAUUUAAAAAUCUAUUUAUGAACUUGAAUAAAUAGGGAAAAUUUUAAAUGAUAAUGAAGCAUGGUAAAAGAUUUAUCAAUUUUAGAAGGAGAGUGAAGCUGGUAGCUCAAAAGAUUAAUCAACAUUUUUAGAUAAAAUAAAAGAAAGUAACUUGAUUGAGGAAGAAAUGAAUAAGUUACUUGAUGAAAGAACUAUUUUAAUGUAAGAAAUCACAAAUUAAAAUGACUUUUUAAAAGGAAAACUCUUAGAAUUUAAAAAAUAAGGAUACAGCUCUGGCUCCUAGAACCAAAAAGAAAUGUCUUAAGUAUAAAUUUUAGAGCAGCAAUUAUAGAUCUCAGAGAUCUAAAAGAAAGAAUUAGCUUAAGAAUAAGACUUGAUGGCAAAUUUAUAUGAGUGUUAAAUUGCCUAACUUAAAGCCUAACUGCAAAAUAAAAAUGAAAUUAUUUAGGUGAAAUAUCAAGAAAAUAAAUUCUUCUUAAAUUAGAUUUAAGAUCUUGAAAAUAGCAUUAAAAAAUCUCCUUACAGAAAAGAAGAUAAAGCCCCUAUUGGCCAUGUUGCUCCUUUUUGUUAAGUACCUGAGAAAUAACUAAAAAAAUUAAAUUAAAAACCUGAGAGUAACUUCCAAUAAGUAUAAAACAAAAAAGAAGAAGAUAAUUUAUUAAUUAAAAAGAACAAUGAAGAAGAGCACCUUGAUGAAUCUGAAGAAACAAGCAAUGUAAAAUAAUCAAACAUGAUAGAUAGAGUAAAUGCCUAGAAAUAAGAUAGUAGUAACCAAUUAACAGAAUAGUAAAUAAGACUAAAUUCUGUUGAAGAAGAUCUAGUUAAAUAGAAGUUAUUUGCUGAUUAGAAUUCUCAAUCAGCAAUCAAAAAAGCAGAGAAUCAGCCUGUUAUACCUGUUUUUAUGACUUAUUAAGAGUAUAACUAAAAAAUGAGUAGAGAUAAUAAAUCAAAAAUAUAAGAAAAUUAAAAAACUGACUCUAAAUCACAAAAUAGUAAUCUUUAAUAAAGUCAUGACAAAUAUAACUAAAAUGAUAUUUAUGUAGAGAAGCAAAAUUUUAACAAAACAAGCAAAAACUAAUAUAGUCCAGUUAAAAGAGAAGAUUAGAUAUAGGCAAACUUUCCUCCAUUAUAAGAAAAUAAGAAUAUAAAUAGUAAUUAAGAUUAGGAAGAGGAUAUUCUUUUGAAUAAAUAGUAAAAUUCUAGUUAAUAAAAUUUAAACAUGGAUAUUUAAUACAUUUAAAAUGAAGAUAACUUUUAAAUUGAUAAGGAUAACUGUUAAAUAAGUAAAAGCAUCUUAGAUAAAUACAAUGACUAUUUAUAGGGAGAGAAGCUCUAUAUGGAAGAAGAUAGUUUAAAUUAUUAACAGAGAAAUCAUGUACUUUCCACUAUAAAAGAAGAAUUGCCAAGUGAACACUAAACAAAUUUUUCAUCCGUCUACCAAAACUAAAAUAACUAGAACAAUGAAUUGAAACAAAACCAAAACCAAAAUAAAAAAAAUACAAUAAAAAAUUAUUCUAAUUACAUAGAAAAUCUUAAAAUAAACCUGAAAUAAUCUCAAGAAUAAAGAAAAUUAUUAGAAGAAUAAGUAAAUAACAUAAUCAAAACAAGUAACAUAGCCUUUAAAGAGGAUGAUGAAGAAAAUAGCUACAUAGAUGAACCUUUAAACAAGUAAAUGGAUACAUUUGACCAAGAUACAAAUUAAAAUUAAGGUGUUGCAGUUUAAAUUAAACUUUCUGGAAAUUAAAUAAAACAAAACAUGGAAUAAAAUUAAUUAAAUGAUUAACAAAAUUACAAUUACGAAUGGGAUAGUAACUAGAUUCCAUAAUUAGAAGAAGUAUAAGAUUAUGAGUAAAAUUAAAUAGAAAGUAAUUACAACGAGGAAUAAAAUAAUUGCAAUUAUAAUUUAAGAUAAGACGAUAAAUAGCAAAUUAAAAACUCAAAAUAUAAAUAUGAGGAUGAAAUUCCUGUUAACCACUCAACAUUUUAAAAUUAAAAUGAAUAUGAAAGAUAAUAUCAAGAAAUAAUAAAUUAAUAAAAUGUAAUUAAAUAAUAAUUCAAAUUUUUAAAGUGA